Molecule: messenger RNA, 156 nt
Organism: Peronospora matthiolae
Lineage: Eukaryota; Oomycota; Peronosporomycetes; Peronosporales; Peronosporaceae
Source: the annotation of a GenBank genome assembly
AUGACGUGUCCCUGGUUCGGGACGUAUCCGGUUAACUCGGAUCAUCGACAAACUGGAACACCAAUGGCAACGAAUGUGCCCGAGUGGUCUAAGGGGGUAGACUCAAGUUCUACUGCGUUCGCACUCGUGUGUUCAAAUCCCACCGCUGACACGUAG